AUACACUCACUCCUCCUUUCUUCUCUCACCUUCGUCACCAUGUCCAACGUCUUCUUCGACAUCACGAUCAACGACCAGCCCGCGGGCCGCAUCGUCUUCAAGCUCUACGACGACGUUGUUCCGAAGACCGCCCGUAAUUUCCGCGAGCUCGCCACCGGCAUCCACGGUUUUGGUUACAAGGGCUCCGCUUUCCACCGUAUCAUUCCAAACUUCAUGCUCCAGGGUGGUGACUUCACCCGCGGUAACGGUACCGGUGGAAAGUCGAUUUACGGCGAGAAGUUCGCAGACGAGAACUUCCAGCUUAAGCACACGAAGCCUGGUAUCCUCUCCAUGGCUAACGCCGGCAAGAACACGAACGGCUCGCAAUUCUUCAUCACCACUGUCGUCACGUCCUGGCUCGACGGUGCCCACGUCGUCUUCGGUGAGGUCGUCGAGGGCCUUGAGAUCGUGAAGAAGGUCGAGUCUCUCGGCUCGGCAUCAGGUACCCCCAAGGCCCGCAUCGUCAUCGCCAACAGCGGUACCGUCUGAUUUUGCGGCAAGUUGUCUGAACAUCUGCCUUAGAAGGUGGAACGUACGUACGCGCACACUCGGGUCCUCGCAGGGGCUAGAAAGAAAGAAGCAGAAGAAAAUCAUCCUUGUAUUUACACUAUACGCAAUGCACGAGCGAUAACGUCACGAUAUUGCUAUCGAUCGUUGCCAUAGGACGAGGUUGUGCUCUGUACAAGUCUGUGGCAUGGGCGGUGUGGCAAGUAUUGCGCGCUCAGCCGGUCCGCGGUGCGCACCCAGCGUUCGGCGGUGCAUGUGGCCUCAACCAUGUGGCAUCUCGUUGCC
Molecule: messenger RNA, 831 nt
Organism: Dichomitus squalens LYAD-421 SS1
Lineage: Eukaryota; Fungi; Basidiomycota; Agaricomycetes; Polyporales; Polyporaceae
Product: cyclophilin
Exons: 4
Coding region: 40-528 (162 amino acids)
Biological process (GO): protein peptidyl-prolyl isomerization; protein folding
Molecular function (GO): peptidyl-prolyl cis-trans isomerase activity
Source: RefSeq, a predicted model, not a curated record